Megalobrama amblycephala (Wuchang bream) is the source of this 1303-nucleotide messenger RNA. Its product is annotated as cystatin-B-like. Gene Ontology annotation, molecular function: cysteine-type endopeptidase inhibitor activity. The record is from RefSeq and is a predicted model, not a curated record. Gene Ontology annotation, cellular component: cytosol. Bases 868 to 1182 code for a protein of 104 amino acids. NCBI's taxonomy places the organism in Eukaryota, Metazoa, Chordata, Actinopteri, Cypriniformes, Xenocyprididae. The transcript is spliced from 4 exons.
CAAUCAUGUAUGUUGAAUACUUUUAUGUGUGACUUGGAACAGAUUACAAACGAGGUUGAAGCUUUGACUACAAAAGCUUCAGCGCCGGUUGAAUCUGAAUAUUGUGUGUAAAGGCCAAAAAGAUCAAAAGGCAAACUAGCCAAGAUGUAUGUCUUAAUCUUUCAUAUCUAGAAGUGUUGAGGCAAGCUAACCACAAUGUAUGUUUCAGUUGCUGAGCAAGAAACCUUAAGAGGAACUAGUACUAACCAAGCUAACCACUAUGGGUGUUUCGGUUGCUGCAAUGAGAAGUAUUAAGAGGAGCUGGUAUCGACCAAGACGUAUGCUUAUACCGCAAGUAACCAAUAUGUGAGUUUUUAAUACGAGCUAAGCAAGCUGUAUGCCUUAUUUGCAGAAGUAGAAUCAUUAAAGGGAGUUAGUGUGAAGGUCUUGAAGUAUAAAUUGGUAAAAUGUGUUAAAAGUAGUUGAGAGGGCGUAGCCCGUAGAUGACUAAUGUAUUUUAUACUUUGACAAACAAGGAGAUGUUUCAUGUCAGGAAAAGGAUGUGACCGGACUAUAUAUAUUGGAAGUUGUACAACAGAAAAUUGCCACAUCUCGGGUGAAGACUAUACUCGCUUUUAUGUUCUUUGUAAUUCUUCAUUCUGUAUCUUGUUAUUAAACCGAAGCCAUUGUAUUUGGCAAUUCAUAAACCUCCCUAAACAAGUCUCAGAGUGAAAUUACUUUUACAUAAAACUAUUAUCUGAACCUGUAAUUAAUUUACUCCAUCGAGCCUCAAGAGCACCAGACCCUGACUGAGCUGGUGUGGACUCCACCUUGAAACCUUUGAUCGUCAUACAACGCUCUCAAUCCAAGGCUUUGAUCACCAGCACAAUGUUUGGAGGCUGUGGUGUUGGAAGAUGGACCACUGUGAAACCUGUCACUCCAGAAGUGGAGAAGAUCUGCUGUGAGGUGAAGUCAGACAUAGAGAAGAUGGUUGGAGCUAAUUUUGAGGCUUACAUUCCUUUAAGCUUUGCUUCUCGUAUUGUGUCAGGGAAAGACUAUCUGGUGAAGGUGUACGUUGGAGUGGAUAAGUGCGUUCAUGCAAUGAUAUCUCAGGCUCUCCCCUGCAAUGGAGAGGAAUUGACUGUGAAUGGAGUCCAGCACCCUAAAACCCCCAGUGAACCUCUGAUCCCAUUUGGUCACUAACCACAUGCAGAAAACAGUCUGUCUUCUCUAAUAACAGACACACACAAUCUGCCAUACUGUAUAGAGGAAAUAUUGAAAACUGUUUCAUUCCUCAAUAUUAAACUCAAUCUUCAAACCCUCA